AUGUCAAAGCAUCCCAGAACCGCGCUCCUCGUCAUAGACAUCCAGGACGGUUUCUUGGAGCCUACUUUUCAUACUUGGGGCCCCUCUCGAAGUAAUCCAGAUUUCGAAGUGAACGCCGCUUCUUUGAUAAACGCGUAUCGGCAUCUCGUCGCCAAGUCCGAGUCGGCCAUACACAAGAUUAUACACGUACGACACGCUUCUAAAUCAUCUACAUCCCCUUUAUGGCCCACCGCACCAGGCUUCAAGUUCCAGGCCUUCGCCACACCGAAAGGAGAGGAACUCGUCAUCACCAAAAACGUCAAUUCUGCCUUCAUCGGCACGAAUUUGGAAGAGGUCCUAAAGGUGCAUUUUGGAGGGGCUCCUGGCACGCUGUUCAUUAUCGGGCUGACCACGGAUCACUGUGUUAGUACCAGUACGCGCAUGGCUGGGAAUCUCGGCGUGUGUGAUGAGCCGGAUGGGGAGAGGGGGGAGUGGUGUUGGGCGCAUAUUCAAAGUUUGGAGAACGAGUUCGCUACGAUUCGUGGGACGGAGGAUGUGAGGAGGUCUUGGGAGAAGUGGGUGGCGGACAGUUAG
This is a messenger RNA of Lachnellula hyalina, 573 nucleotides long. Its product is annotated as putative isochorismatase family protein. Bases 1 to 573 code for a protein of 190 amino acids. NCBI's taxonomy places the organism in Eukaryota, Fungi, Ascomycota, Leotiomycetes, Helotiales, Lachnaceae. The transcript has 2 exons. The record is from RefSeq and is a predicted model, not a curated record.